Messenger RNA from Drosophila kikkawai, 1988 nucleotides. Lineage: Eukaryota; Metazoa; Arthropoda; Insecta; Diptera; Drosophilidae. The record is from RefSeq and is a predicted model, not a curated record.
GCGAGUUGGAAAUUGUUAUUAAUUGGAAAAUGUUCCCAUUGGACUUUUCUUAUAUUGCCAAGUCACACCUGGCAGUGGAGGCGAGAUGCGACAUGCCAAUUGUGGAUGACUGCACCCGCCCGAGACAUCUUCCUUAAAUCGCCGGUCGCCGUCAAUAUGCUGCUUAUCCUGGCCACCACCGAGGACAAGGCCCUUAAUUAGAUCGUCUACAGCAAUGUGAAAUACCGCCAAUUCGACUUGCAGGAAGUCCAGGACUGCCUUGAGUGCGUUUUUGAAAGGAUCUGGCAGGAGGGCCUGCAAAGGCACUUGCAGGCGUUGGUGGCGGAUAAAUGGACGCAGAACGUGCUCCUCAAGGAGGCGGGAUUCCCCAUCAUAACGGACCUGCGCCACCUGCAACAGCGGAUGGCCGCAAUGGGGCACGUGGACGUGCUCCUUGGAGCCGUCCACAAAAGAAGAGGCGAAUAAGGACGAUCAAGUCGCCACAGAAGCACCGAUUAAAAAGGCCACCCAAAUUAUACAUUCAAAAGUGACAGAAAAACAGUGUAAAUCUGGUUAUAAUGGAUGCAGCGGAAUCCCAAUCUGCGGAGUCCGACCAGUAUGCAAUUAGGUUUCCCAUACCCGAAAUUACUGAUCCCUCCAUGUGCCGCGAUGAGUUCAUUAAGAAUUACGUGGAAAGUGAGGAGAAGAGGAUCAAUUUGCUAAAGCCCAGAUCAGUUCUUAGCCAUAGGAGCAUGUCCGUGGUUAUUCAGAUGCCAGAAGAGAAUCCAGAUGCCGAGCCAAAACUUGCAAACGUUAUUCACAAGUGGCUGGAAUUGGCUCGCAGUGGCGUCAAGCAUCAAUCAUCAAUAAGGAAAUCCGUGGAGCGCACGAGUCGAAUGUCCCAGCUGAUGCAGCUCAAUCAGCAGUGCCAGAAGGCGGCCAUCGAGUUCAUGUCAGUGCGCCUUCUCAGGCAACUGCGACUCUUCUCCUACCCCUGGCCCGGUAAACUGGACGAAAUCCCCAACAAUCUGUUUAGCUGGUCGCUGGAUAACUUCAUGGCGCGUCUGGAAAUCAAUCAGUUGUACCUUGACGUGAUCAAUCGGGAGCGGACCACCGAAGACCUCGACUGCCUGAAGUUCCGGGCGGAUCUGCAUGAAAUGAUGCGUUUAAUCUACGAGAUCAGAGAGGACUUUAGCGAAGAUCAGGAUAUGUGCGAAAACAGCAUUCAAAUGCUGCGUGAGGCCAAGUACAACUUAGAUGGUCCUUGGAUUAAGGGUCUUGCUGAAAAUAUCCAAACAAGGGAGAAACUAAGGGGCUAUGUUGAGCUUAAUACGUCCAGCAGCGUUAACAUGAAAAACAUACGUCUAACGGAGGUCCUCGAUCAGUUCGAGGACGUAAGCGCUCUGGAUCCCAUUGAACUGCGCUAUAGGUUCAACUGGCUGAACAGCUGUGCCGACCAGCGGCUGAUGCGCCUCAAUGGACGCGAGGAUGAGCUGGCCAAGCAACUCAAGGAUUUGGAGGACACCAUUAGAAAGGACAAGUUGGUGCGCAACCACUCGGAGCACAUGUACGCCAUCGAAGUGGACAAUCUGCGGGACAAACUCAACGAGUGGCAGAUGCGUUUCGAAAACGAUCUUGAAAACGUGGAGGUGGAGUGCACGGUGGCCAGACUUGCCCUGCAAAAAGUCAAGGACGAUCACAAGUUCUAUAUGGAGCAAGAGAAGAUGUUCAAGCGGAGAAUAGCCGAGGAGAGGGAACUGAUGGCACAGGAGGAGAAAAUACGAAGGGAUAAGCAGGCAAAAGCUGAAAGAGCCACCAUUGAUGUGGCGGCCGCGGUAAAGGUCAUAGAGGCUGUGUACAAGCCCAAGCAACCAGCCAAGAAAAAAAAGAAAUCAGCCAAAUUCUAAAGCUCAUCGAUAUUCGACAAAAUGUAUUUAUGUUGGCAACCCAAACAAAAUAAUCAAAUAUCUCUGUGUAAAGCCUGGCGAACUUAACCCCCAAAGGGUUCA